Messenger RNA from Branchiostoma belcheri (Belcher's lancelet), 741 nucleotides. Its product is annotated as acetylcholinesterase-like. The record is from RefSeq and is a predicted model, not a curated record. The coding region runs from base 1 to 741 and encodes 246 amino acids. The transcript is spliced from 6 exons. Lineage: Eukaryota; Metazoa; Chordata; Leptocardii; Amphioxiformes; Branchiostomatidae.
AUGGCGGGACUGGUCACCGUUUUCGUGACGAUAUUCCUCCUGUUUCCUGCUCUCCUUGAAGGUGUGCAGGUACAGACUACCUCCGGGACCGUCAGCGGUCUCACCACGACCUACCAGGGGACGGGCGUGUCGGUGUUUCGGGGGAUCCCUUACGCUGCCCCGCCUGUUGGCCCGCUGAGGUUCCGUGACCCCGAGCCGCACCCCGGGUGGGACGGUGUACGGGACGCGACGCAGACCCCGCCCGAGUGCCCGCAGAAGGGCGACGCGUUUCGGGACCCCCAGCCGCACCCCGGGUGGGACGGUGUACGGGACGCUACGCGCACCCCGCCCGAGUGCCCGCAGAAAGGCGACGCGUGCUGCGAGGACUGCCUGUACCUGAACGUGUACGCACCACAGGGUCAGCACCAGGAGGGAGGGCUGGCCGUCAUGGUCUACAUCCACGGCGGCGGCUUCCAAUCGAAGAGUUCUGGCUAUCCAGACCCGACGCCCCUGGCCGUGACGGGGAACUCGAAGAGUUCUGGCUACCCUGACCCGACGCCCCUGGCCGUGACGGGAAACGUGAUAGUUGUGGCUAUCAACUACCGUCUGAACGUGUUCGGUUUCCUCAGCACGGGGGACCAGGCCGCACCCGGGAACUACGGGCUGAUGGACCAGCGCUUUGCCAUGGCGUGGGUCAAGGACAACAUCCGGGCAUUUGGUGGAAAUCCGGACCUGGUGACCAUAUAUGGCAGGUACAGAUAA